Messenger RNA from Lepus europaeus (European hare), 415 nucleotides. RefSeq names its product COMM domain-containing protein 6-like. Gene Ontology annotation, molecular function: NF-kappaB binding. NCBI's taxonomy places the organism in Eukaryota, Metazoa, Chordata, Mammalia, Lagomorpha, Leporidae. Bases 13 to 270 code for a protein of 85 amino acids. The transcript has a single exon. The record is from RefSeq and is a predicted model, not a curated record.
UGGAAUCCUGCCAUGGAGGGAUCCAGCGAGCCGGUGCUGGAUGCCAACUCCAAAGUAACCGACCAGCUUACAGAUUUUCAGUGGAAACUCGGUAUGGCUGUGAGCUCGGACAGUUGCAGGUCUCUUAAGCACCCUUAUGUUGCAGUGAUGCUGAAAAUAGCAGAUCAUGCAGGCCACGUAAAGAGCAAAUCCUUUGAAAUGACAAUUCCACAGUUUCAGAAUUUCUACAGACAGUUCAAGGAAAUUGCAGCAGUUAUUGAGACUGUGUGAAAACUGAUUAUCUCAUGGAUAAAUUGCCAUCAUCAUCCUAAAGUCAUGGACUUCACUUGCUGCAACAACUGCAUAAGAUUCAAGUCAUAUUUAUUGAACAAAUAUUGCACUUUUGUUCCUUUUUUUAAAUAAUAAAAAAAAUCAG